AUGCAGAUCUCCACGAAGAUUAUUCUGGAAUCCUAUAAGCAAGCUCUCGCUACCGCCCAUUUGCUCAAUUCGGCCCAACUGUCCACUGCUCUUAUAGAGAGUGAUUUUGCAUUUGCAAUAUCAAAAUAUUGCGCUCAUGUUCGUUUGUGGAACGGUCUUGAAGUUUUAAUCCGUCCAAUUCUACCAGUUGACAUUGACCGCAUGAAAGAAAGUGUGUUCCAUGUCCUCUCCAAUGGCGAAGUAAGCCAAGAAUCCCUAUCCCUCCGAUUCAAUGCGGUCACCAACGUCGUAAAAGACGACAUGCUACGCUACUUUACGAACAUCGACUACGACAGUCAUUUCGCCUUUGCUGCGCUCAUAAAAGAAGGUUCUACCUGGAAAGGAGUCGCUACAGCCCGUAUCAUCCAAGACAAAGACGACUCUUCUGUCGCGGAAUGGGCAGCGAUCGUUUUAGACGCCUAUCAUGGUAUGGGAAUCGGCUCCUGCCUUCUCUACUGCCUCUCCUGCAUGGCCUCCCACUUCGAUAUCCGGCGUCUCUGCGCGGUGGUUCACCACGAAAACUACCCCGUUCUGCACUGGAUGAAGAAGGCCAGCGCCUACCAAGAGUUCUACCGCGACUGUCGCUUCUGGAUGUUCGAAACGCCGCUGAACAAAACGUGGAUCCCUUCCGACGAGGUACGGGAGCGACUUGAGCGCGCAGCGCACGGAAAGGGAGGUGUGGAGGAUGAGUGCAUGCAGGAACUGCAGAGGACCGUGAAAAAAAUCGAUCAGGAGCGAUUUUUGAAUGGGUGUAGACGGACAGUGGAGGAGACGGGGAUGAAGGAGACAAUGAGCGGGAAACGAAAUGCUCCAGUUGUAUCUUUUGUAACAUCGGGACAGGAUGACUUUGAUAUUGGUGAUUUGUUUUAG
Blastocystis hominis is the source of this 909-nucleotide messenger RNA. RefSeq lists its product as hypothetical. Lineage: Eukaryota; Bigyra; Opalinata; Blastocystidae. The coding region runs from base 1 to 909 and encodes 302 amino acids. The transcript is spliced from 8 exons. The record is from RefSeq and is a predicted model, not a curated record.